Messenger RNA from Cervus elaphus (red deer), 2949 nucleotides. RefSeq names its product protein SMG5-like. Gene Ontology annotation, molecular function: telomerase RNA binding; protein binding; telomeric repeat DNA binding. The record is from RefSeq and is a predicted model, not a curated record. The transcript has a single exon. The coding region runs from base 1 to 2949 and encodes 982 amino acids. Gene Ontology annotation, cellular component: telomerase holoenzyme complex. Gene Ontology annotation, biological process: nuclear-transcribed mRNA catabolic process, nonsense-mediated decay. Lineage: Eukaryota; Metazoa; Chordata; Mammalia; Artiodactyla; Cervidae.
AUGGAGAGCAGCCAGGUAGAAGCCCGGAAGGCCAGACUCCUCUACCAGGAUGUUUGCAGGGCAGCUCGGCGUCUCGACUGUUUCCUUCUAAAACGAAAUGCCCACGAAGAGCUUUUCAAGCCUCAUGUCCUGGCCCUCAGGGAUAUGGUCCAGCAAGUCUGCAUUAAACUCAUGUUUCUGCACCCAGUGGAUUAUGGGAGGAAAGCAGAAGAGCUGCUCUGGAGGAAAACGUACUCUGACGUGGCUCUGCUGCUGCUUAAGCCCAACAGAAGGAACACGGACUCCUCCAAACAGUGGGAAGGCCCCCUGCGGACUCAUCUGAAGGGUGGCCUCAGGUUCUAUGAACACCUUUUCCUGUUCUUGCAGGCGCACUACCAGCUGGGCUUAUGGCGCUACAUCGACUGGCCUCACAGUGCCAUCCGCUUCAUCGGCUGCCAGAGAGCGGGCCCUGCGUCGGAGGAGGAGGUGGACUGGGCGCGAAUGGCCUGCCACCGCUGCCUGCUGUACCUGGGAGACUUGUUCCGCUUUCAGAAUGAGUUCCUGGCCCUGCACACCACGGACCUGGCAGAGAAGUGUUAUUACCGAGCCCUGUCAGUGGCUCCACACAUGGGCAUGCCCUUCAACCAGCUGGGAGCUCUCACGGGGAGCAAGUACUAUGACGUGGAAGCCACAUACUUCUACCAGCGCUGCCUCCACUCGGAAGUGCCUUUUAAAGGGGCGUCUUGGAACCUCAAACGACUCUACUAUCACGCGGGAAAAAGAUACAGCCGGCUGAAGAGGUGCCAGAGGAAGAAGCUCUCUCCCAGCCAGAGGCGGUGUUGGGAUAACAAAAGGUUACUGGUUAGCUUCCUCUACCUUCAGAGCCUCUUGCAGCCUCAGAGGAAAUUCAGAGCCUCCAGGCUCAUGGCCCUGUGCCAGCUGGUUCUGGAAGACUUCCGUCUCUGUCUGUCCUAUCGGCCCUGCCCAUCUGACCAGAGCCAGGCCUCCAAGGAGAGAAAGCCCGCAAGAGGCUACCAGUUCCUCCCGGACCUCCUCAUCUUCCGCAUGGUGGUCCUCUGCCUCAUGAGCGUGCACAGCCUGCGGACAGCGGGCUCCCAGCAGCACAGGACAGCGGUCACCUUCACUUUGACCCUUUUCUCCCAUUUAAUUCAACACGUGACGAUGCGCCUCCAGGCUGAGCUCCAGAGAGGGAAGCUGACUCCAGAAGCGGACAUCCCCAGGGACGAGGAAGACCAACAGAAGGUGGAGGCCGGGGCGAGGCAACAAGACCCUCCAGCCCCCUGCCCUGGGCCCUGCCACAGCAAAUCUCAGAAAACCCACAGGUCAUCUCACGUUUCCACUGUGGGUGACAACCCGGAAGCCAGUUUUCAUUCUUGCUGUGACUGGGAUGAGACAGACGAAGAUGAAAACACAUCCUUAUGCUCACAAGUCAGUUCAGAACUCAGCAGUGAAACCACUUAUUCAGACACGACUGAUGACGAGGAAAGUGGCUCCCUGAAUCCACAAGCAAUGCAGGAGGGUGGAGCCAAAUCCAAAGAUAGAAUUUCCCCUCCUGGGGAUAAGCUGAAGACGUGUCAACCUCCCAGUCAUCUCCUAGGUCUCUUAAAAACAACCAGUUCCGCUAGCCUGUCAGCCCCGUCCAGCCACAAGCUCCCAGGCAAACGUGGCUUUCACUUGGCUCCUGUCUUCAGCCACAGUUUCCUGACGCCUCCAAGUCCUGCCUCCAGCAAAGCAUCUGUCACAGAGGAUGGCGUGAGCAGCUGUCUUGAGACAGAGCCUCCUGCUGGCUGCAACUCGGGGCAGAACGCCUCCAUCAGCCAACCCUGCAGCAAUCUCCAGACCAUUCAGAAGAAACUGCAGGUCCUCUCUGCAGAGGGGCUGCUGCCCACGGUCAAGGUGAUACUGGGCUGGCUCCGCGCCAACUGCAGUCUCCUCACCGCACGUCGGUGGAGCCUGUUUUGCCUUUGGGACCACCUGUCCAUGCUGCUGAACCUGCUGCCCUCUGUGAGAGACCUUCAGGAGCCAGGCCUGGGCCUGUCCCACCAUCUCCGUGAGCUACUGCAGAGCUGCAAGGGCCCACACCUUCCCCGGUUCCUGCAGCUCCCAGAGGACAUUGCCCUGGGCCAGCACUGGUUACGGCAGGCUUCUCAGGAGAGGGCGGGCUUGGGGCAGGACCCACCUCCACUCAGCUCCCGGGAUGAAGCUGCUGUGCGUGUCUGUUUCCUCAGAAGCUUUGGCCACUUCGCCACGACACUCCCUGGACAGUUCCUGAGGUACGACUCUCAUUCAGGGGUCUUUGUGAGCACUGGGUUUGAAGGACCAGACAACCCACCUCAGCAGUUGCUAGAGAAAACUUCCAGGAUCAGAUUUUUCAAAGACAUAGUACAACUGUGCCUUCAACGUGAGGUGGUGCUGCUGGAGAAGACUCUCAGGCACAUCCAGAUUCAGUCAACUUUGACCCCUUACCUGCUCCCUGACCCCCAGGCCCUCUGUGAGCACCUGCCAGUCAUCCGGCAGCUUGCCACCAGCGGUCAGUUUCUCCUCAUCGUACCCAGCAUUGUGGUGGACAUACUGUAUAUCCUGAGAAGGGAGGACAAGCGGGCUUCGGCAGCCAUCACCUUCCUAGAGGGGGAGCUGAAGAGAGGGAACCAGUACCUUCUCUGCCAGUCCUGUGUGUCUGUGACACUGGUGAGACCCAGGAUGACCAGGCCAGACUCUGAUGCCUGGGACCUCUAUAACAUGCUUGACUUCUGCAGAGGCCUGCUGGACUCAUCCUGGCUGGAGACCCCAGACCACAGCAGUAUGAUCACCAUCCUCACGGGCAUCUGUUUAGACAACCCUCGGAAUCUCUCAUACCCCCUGCAGCUGGUGCUGGGGGCGGCAACUGAAGCGGGUGUGGAAGUUAGGAACGUCCUGCGCUUCUACAGGAAGUGGAAGAUGGUCAGCUGA